AUGAAGAUCACCGCUGUCUCCGCCGCGCUCUUCGCGGUCACUGUCACUGCCGACCUGAGCAUUUCCGAGUGCGCGCAAACAUGCUACAAGAGCAUGCUUGGCAAAGCCAAGUCUCUGGGAUGCGGCGCCAACGACCUGUCUUGCCUCUGUGGCAGCAAGGACUUCAACUUCGGCAUUCAUGACUGUACCGUCGAGGCUUGCCCCGAACAAAACGUCCAGCAAGUGGAAGCCUACGCUCAGUCGAUGUGCUCUUCGGCCACUGGCGGUAGUGGCGGCAACUCUGCUACUGGUACUGGUGGUGCUGGCGGUGCAACUGGCACCGGUACUGCCACUGGAACUGGAGGCUCUGGACCUGGCGGCGCUUCUGGAACCCACACUGGUUCUGCCACAGGACCCGGUGAGACUGGUACAGGUACUGCCACUGGUGGUGCUACAUCAACACCAUACACCACCGAGCCUGUUCUGACAACCGUCACCUCCGGAACGGACAAGGUGACCAGCACUGUGGGAAGCACUACCCUCUACACCCCCGUCGGUGGCGCAGGUGCCGGCUCCUCUGGCUCGGGAACCUCAACUCCAUACACAACAGAGCCCCUCUUGUCAACUGUUACCUCUGGAACUGGGGCCAAGACCGAGACUGUCGGCAGCACCACUCUCUACACUUCUGUCGGCGGCGCUGGAGGUGCAUCUGGCUCUAACACCAACGGUGCCGGUACUGCCACUGCUACCGGAACUGCUACCGGCACUGGCGGUGCUGGUGGUGCUGGCGGCGCUGGAUCCUCUGCAACUGGUACUGGCUCUGGCUCUGGCUCUGGCGGCUCUGCUACCACGUCAGGUUCUGAAGCAGGUGCCACUAGCACAGGUGCUGCCAACCCAAUGGCUACCUUUGGCAGUGGAGCCGCUGGUGCUAUCGGCCUUGCCGCUCUGUUCGUUUUGUAA
This is a messenger RNA of Talaromyces rugulosus, 939 nucleotides long. RefSeq lists its product as uncharacterized. NCBI's taxonomy places the organism in Eukaryota, Fungi, Ascomycota, Eurotiomycetes, Eurotiales, Trichocomaceae. Bases 1 to 939 code for a protein of 312 amino acids. The record is from RefSeq and is a predicted model, not a curated record. The transcript is spliced from 4 exons.